Porites evermanni is the source of this 1898-nucleotide messenger RNA. The record is from the annotation of a GenBank genome assembly. NCBI's taxonomy places the organism in Eukaryota, Metazoa, Cnidaria, Anthozoa, Scleractinia, Poritidae.
AUGUGUCAUUACCAGAGUCUGUGUUCUUUGUUUUUAACUCAAAAUAAGUCAGUAAUAACUGACAGUAUCAAAGAAUUGCUCUCUAGAAAAGUAAUUAUCUCCUCGUCAUGUCUGGAAGUUACCUGUAACAAAAAAGAAAUGGAAUGUUAACACAUGCAAGGGCAAUAUGAAAAAAUGAAAUAGAACGUGUAGAGCUCAGCUUCUCUUAAGAUAUUUUCAUACUGGCUUGUUGAGUCUGUUAAAGGUCGCAACUAAUUGUCUGAGGCUAAUUUCACAAGGUGUGCAAUUGAGAUAAAUGCAUGGUAAAUAAAGUGAAAGAAACGUGGUUUCACAUUAGCCAAUUUACAUUGCGUUGUUCGAUGAUGUUUACACGCUCUUCUACUGCGAAAUAAACCUUUGCAUUUGGGUUUGCAAGUCAAGAUUAUCCCGAGUUUGACUGACACUCGAACAACAGUUUCAUUUUUAAGCAGGGAAGGUGUAGACCCAUAUAAAGCAGGAAUAUGUAAAGGAAACUCAUCGAAAACUUUUUCGCAUCUUUGUGGCGAUAUUCUCUCAUGGCCCGUCAACUGAUUACUGGGGGUUGUGAAGAAAAAAUACAUUAGGACCAAAGGUUAAAGCCUGUCCUGUUACAUCAUUUUGCAUGUUACCUAGAGUUCUAAUAAAUAGGUCAUAAAAUAGGAUUUAACGAGAGCGAAUUUGUUUCUUAAUCGGUGUAUAAAAAAAGUGAAGCUAUCAAAUGAGAAGUUUAUAAAGUAUCAAAAUUAUUAAAUUAAAAGCUCAAAUAAUUAGGAAAAUUCCUAUACGAAAAUAAUGCUAGAGACAUUAAAUUGAUCAGAUAAAAUUCUCAGAAAAUAUGUCGAAUAAAAGCCUCAUUGCUUGCUUUUGUUUUUGCGUAAAGGUAGCCAAGUUGAAAAAGCGACUAAAUCUUAGUUUUUUACGUUGAACAUGUUUAUUAGCUUAGUUUUCGUCCGUUUUAAAAGCUUUAUAACCCAAUCAUAAUUUUCGGGUUAAAAUAGUACAAAGUCAUUUCAAAAACUAUGUUUAUUUAAAGAAGAGCCGGCAAACGUGAACAUUUUGUAAUUCAGAAAUCGGACCCAGCCAGGUUAUUUAAGCUUAGAAUUUUUUGCAUUUUAGCGUCCUAUAAAUUUACCAGAAUCGCCUCUCAAAGGCUUACUGUAGUAAAGCAUUUUGUAGUACACUCGUAGACAAGCAAUGUAAGGCAUAAGUGGUUGCUUGGAUAAGACAUCCAAAAGAAAAAUUAGUUUUGUGGACCUAAACGCACAUUCACAGACUGCUUAUUGAGUUGUUUACAACUUUGCAUUGACACCUGCAGCAUGUUCAUUUUUUUAAAGCGAAAUCCAAAUCUGAUUUUGGCAUUUGAUUUACGGAUAUUUUAUUUUGUCUCCAAAAGUGAUUGGUUUCUAUAUUUUUGAAGUUUCCUCUAGUCUUCUUAACAGCAGAAGAAGAUUACAAGACGUAGAAACAGAAACAAUCCGAAGUGAACGAGUUGAAAACCACUUAUGCCUGAGAGUUCUUAGGCAUGCUGAACAGCAAGAUAAACUGAAUGCCAAAAGGAUAAUUCACGGGAUUUUUUCGAUAUUCAGGCUUUUUCUUUACCAAAUUAAUACUAAAUUUGUACUUACAGUCUCUCGCAGAAUCCAUUUCUUGUCCAGCAUUCACCAACAUCUCAACCAUGCACCGCAGGAAAAAAAAAAAGACAAACAAGUGCGAAGAGACAUGACGACAUCGUGACGCCACAACUGCCACGCUACAACAAACUAAAUUCAUCGUCAUCCGAAAACACUUCUGCGGAAAUUCGGCCGAUUUCGUGCGAGCUCGGGGUAUCUUCGGAUGGAGCAGAUGACGUUGCUGAAAGGACUAUCGUCAGCAAGGAGUAA